UUCCCAUCCGCAAUCCAACGGCUGCAUCAGGACCAGCAAAUGGCACACGAAUCACGAUGCGGCAGACCAUCAACGAAAGAAACCCUAAACCCCCCUCCGUCUCAGCUCGGAAGGAUAUAAGAGAGAGCGAUCCAUUGGAAUCCGCAGCGGCGCCGCUCUCGAACUCCUCCACUCCGAGAUAAGAACGGAGGCGUCCCACGGCCCUCUUCGCCUUCGCUUAGGGUUAGGGCUGGGUUUAGGGUUCUCUUCCGUGAUCUCUCUCUCGUCGGACGAUCAAAAGGGAGAGCUAUUUUUGGUUGAGGGAUGGCGUAUGCUGCGAUGAAACCCGCGAAGGCUGGGCUGGAAGAACCCCAGGAGCAGCUCCACCGUAUCCGAAUCACCCUCUCCUCCAAAAACGUCAAGAAUCUCGAGAAGGUUUGUGCGGAUCUGGUGAGGGGAGCGAAAGACAAGAGUUUGAGGGUCAAGGGACCGGUGAGGAUGCCCACCAAGGUUCUCCACAUCACCACCAGGAAGUCCCCCUGUGGUGAAGGAACCAAUACCUGGGAUCGAUUUGAGCUGCGAGUACACAAAAGGGUGAUUGAUCUUAUCAGUUCUCCUGAAGUUGUUAAGCAGAUAACCUCAAUCACCAUUGAACCCGGAGUGGAGGUUGAAGUGACGAUCGCAGACCAAUGAUUUUUUUAUUUAUGCAGAUUAUUUCUGAGUUCUUUUCUGAGGCUUCUCCAACAAUCAUUUAUCAUAUUAUAAUACGUCGAGGAAUCAUUUUACCGUUUUAGUCUCGUAUUUCUAGUAUGUGACUGUGAACUCUCUGUUGCUUAGAGGAUUUUUGAAAUUUUGCCUAUAUACACCUACCAUUUUGAUGAA
Messenger RNA from Phoenix dactylifera (date palm), 861 nucleotides. The record is from RefSeq and is a predicted model, not a curated record. Lineage: Eukaryota; Viridiplantae; Streptophyta; Magnoliopsida; Arecales; Arecaceae.